AUGAUAGAGCAAAAGAAUAUCGGCUUUAAUCAAGAUGGAUCAAAUACCAAUUCUCAAAAUAAGUCAUCAAAGAAACGAUAUAGGGACUUAAAACGUCUCCUAAGUAGAGAGAAUUUGCAAAUCCCACAAGAAGCUAGGGAAUCAUUACAAUUAGAAUUUAAGAAACUCGAAGAUAUUAUGGCUAGAGGUGGAAAAUCAAAUCAUGAAAAGAAAAUUGCACGUUAUCUUGAAUAUAGAAGAAAUAGAGACAAAAAAAUGAGAUUUACAGAAUUAGUGAAGGUUAAAAGGCAGCUAAAUAGGAUUCAACACAAAUUAGCAGAUUUGAUUGGCAAUAAUAAUUUUUCAACGGACUCUCAGGAGUUAGAUAAACUUAAGAGUGAAAUGAUUAAAUACUCUAAAUUACAAGAUUAUAUCAGACUUUAUAAUUAUUCAAAACAGAAGUGGUAUAUACCAUUAUUCCCUAGUACACAACUUGAUGAUAAUAUAACACAAAAACGUGAUUAUUUGAUUGAAGAAAUACAAAAAAUAAAGAAAGAAUUAAGAAUUAGAAAAAUGAAACCCUAUACAAAGUAUGGUCAUAAAGAAAAGGAUAUAUUUCUUAUUUUUGAUGAAGGUAAAAAUAUUGAAGAUAGUAAAUUAGCUGAGUCUGAAAUUAUGAAUAAAGAUGAAAGUUCUGUAAAUUAUAAAGGAAAUAAGAUUAAUUAUAUUAUAAAGGAUUCUAAUGUACAAGUUAAUAAGUUACAAAAAAAAGUAAAUAAAAGAUUGGAUAAGGUAGAUAAAAAGAAAACAUUUAGAGAUGAAAACCCUAAACCAAUGAAAAUGAAUAAAAAUGAAGGAAAACAGAAUACUCAUAUAGUAUUUGAAGACUCAGAUUAA
This is a messenger RNA of Cryptosporidium muris RN66, 876 nucleotides long. RefSeq lists its product as uncharacterized. The record is from RefSeq and is a predicted model, not a curated record. Lineage: Eukaryota; Apicomplexa; Conoidasida; Eucoccidiorida; Cryptosporidiidae. The transcript has a single exon. Gene Ontology annotation, biological process: maturation of SSU-rRNA from tricistronic rRNA transcript (SSU-rRNA, 5.8S rRNA, LSU-rRNA). Bases 1 to 876 code for a protein of 291 amino acids. Gene Ontology annotation, cellular component: nucleolus; preribosome, small subunit precursor.